Molecule: messenger RNA, 2678 nt
Organism: Cuscuta campestris
Lineage: Eukaryota; Viridiplantae; Streptophyta; Magnoliopsida; Solanales; Convolvulaceae
Source: the annotation of a GenBank genome assembly
CCAUGAACCCCUGAAGGAAGGACAGUGUGAGAGUGAGUCGCACGUGUCCGUGUUCAGCCGGAUGCGAGUGCCGGCCACGGGACGGUUGCAUGGACGGCGGAAUACCUUCCUGCACGACGGAGCAGGGAAGAUCAGGAUGCCCUGCAAAGAACAGUGUGACCGACACAGAGAGGUCCAUCCGGAAAGGCCGAGUUCCCGGAUCGAGCAGCCCAUCCAGCAUCCGAUCUUGAGAGCGCCGCAGGGGGCGCCCAAUGAGGUGGAUGGGGGCGUAGGCAGGUCGGGGGACGAGCGCCUCGAUUUUAUCUUGCAAAGGCUUGACGCCUUAGAGAAAAGAAGCGGGCCGGGGCAUGUGGCCAAACCUAUGUUCAGACUCUGUUCCCCUUUCUCGGAGAGGAUCUUGAGAGCACCUUUGCCGAAUAGCUUCCAAAUGCCACUGAUACCGAGGUAUGACGGAACUGCCGACCCGCAUCAGCAUUUCAACCGAUACCAAACCCUCAUGAACGUGGUGACGUUCUUAGAGGAGGUCCUUUGCAGAUCGUUCCCCGCCACUCUCGACGGGUUGGCGUCUGAGUGGUUCAAUGAACUACUUGAGGGGAAGAUCGAUUCUUGGGAAGAUUUGGCGCAGAGGUUCCUCGUGCACUUCGCCGGCAACAAAACGAAGCUGCAUUUCUCGCAUCUCGUGUCAGUCAGACAAAGGCCAGACGAGCCGUUGAGGGAAUUCCUAGCGAGGUGGAAGCUGGAAACCACCAGAGUUUACGAAGCAGAUGACAAAACCAGCGCCAUCCUAGAUUUCGCCAAGCAUCAAGGCUUGGUGGAAUAUGACCCGAGAUUUCCUCCGAUUUGCACCGUCGGUGAGGGUCCUUAUUGCAGGUUUCACAAAGAGGCCGGCCAUGACACAAACGCGUGUAAGGUCCUCAAGAGGGAGAUCGAGAACUUGAUCCAGGCUGGGUACCUAAGACAGUUCGUCAAGAAGAAGAACACCUGGCGUAAAGACGAUGGAAAGAAGAAUGUGGAUAACCGAGGGAAGAAAGCGGCGGGAACCCAGCAGAAGAAGAGGAAGGAGAUAGGCCUUCCGAGUGAUGUAGAAGAAGAAACUAACCCUAGACAGAAGAGGGUUGAAGAGAUCCGAAUGAUCUACGGUGGUAACACCAGAGGGGACAGUGCCGAGCAGAGGAAGAAAUGGGUGUACUCGGCCUACGUCGGGGACGUUUGCAGCGCACCUGGACCGUCAAAAGUCACGAAGACAAUGACCCUCCUCUUCGGUCCCAAGGAUCUGCCUAAGAUCCCAUCCCCGCACAGAGAUGCCAUAGUUGUUAUGUUGAAGAAAGAGCUCCUGAAAAGAGUAAGGACCCCCUUGUCCGGAUUCACAGGAGACAUCAUCGAUUCAGAGCGCCUGAUCGAGGUGAUGGUCACCUUUGGUGAUGGGGAACACAAAAAGACCAUUCCGGUCGAGUUCAUGGUGGUGUUGGUGAAGCCAGUCAAGGGCGAGAAGCUAUACCUCUAUUUGGGCGUCAGCCCUGGAGCCAUAAGCUCUGUCUUGUUACGAGGGGAAGGGGACACUCAACGCCCCAUCUACUAUGUCAGCAAAACCUUGAGGGAUGCCGAGCUCAGAUACUCGGUGGUAGAGAAAACAAUCAUGGCCGUCGUCAAUACGGUCAAGAAUCUAAACCAUUAUUUUCAAGCCCACGAAGUGGAGGUGAGGAGUCAUCAACCUCUGAGCAUCAUCAUCCGAAAUCCAACCGCCUCUAACAGGGUCAUCAAGUGGUCUGUCUACUUGAGCCAAUAUCAGAUAGAGAUGAAGCCGAGGACAGCAAUCAAGGCCCUGGCCUUGGCCGAUUUCAUGGUGGAGUGCACGGCGCGGGACAACAAUCCCACGCCCACGGCCGAGCAGGGCGAGUGGUGGACCUUGUCCACUGAUGGAUCAUCCGCUGCAAAGGCUUGCGGUGGGAGCGUAGUAAUCCAAUCACCUGAAGGAUUCCACUCAUACCACACAAUAAAAUUCCAAUUCAAAGUGUCCAAAAACGAAGCAGAAUAUGAAGCAUUGUUGAGCGGCAUGAGGAUCAUCCUCAACCUGAAGGCCGAGUACGUCAGGAUCAGGGCGGAGAACACCGAGGCCGACGUCCUCUCCAAGUUGAGCAAUGACAGCCCCGAGCACAUCUCCAAGAUGGCUCAUGUAGAAGACCUGGGAUCUCUAAGCAUUCAUGUGCAGCUCAUUUUUGUUAUCACUGAGGAAACUAGUGGUUGGAUCACGGAGUUGAUCCGAUACAAGAAGGAUGGAAUUCUCCCUAGCGAUGGGACGACGGCCCGAUUGAUCAAACGGAGGGCGCCGACGUACGUCAUUGAGAAUGGCCGACUGUACAAGAGAUCGUACAACGGCAGACUGUUGAGAUGCAUUGACGAGGCCAGAGCAGGGUAGAUCAUGGAAGAAGUCCACAAUGGAGUAUGCGCAGCACACUAAGGUUCUUUCUCCAUGGCUAGGCGCAUAGUCCUGCAAGGAUACUUCUGGCCGACCAUGGUGAAGGACUGUGCCAUGCGCGCUAAGCGUUGCAAAAUGUGCCAAUUUUCUAGAAAAUCCCUUGAAGACCAGGAACGAGUUACCAUCCCAUCAGCUCAUCAAUUCCCUUUGCUCAAUCGGGGAUAGACCUGAUCGGUCUGAUGCUGAGGGCACUUGGCAAUUU